GCUAUACGGUAGUUAUUAUAGCGACCCUUUUCCUUUUUUCAACCAUGGCAGAGAACACAGUCAGAGAACAGUGACUUUAUUUAAUAGCCAAACUUAGUAGCUACAGUGUAGGACACAGCGUAUAGAAUGGCCCUCCGUAAUGCUCUACAACAGCUCAAGCAUGGGAACCUAUCUGCUCACAGGGAAACUAAUAAGAAGGAACCCUCUAGAGCCAGAGGUGCAGAACAUUUUAAGAAGGCUCAGACGGACAUUUUUUCAUUGGACGACGACGAUGACGAUUUAUUCGCGUUUGACAAGGAUUCACUCGAAGACAGUUUCCUAACGUCCGCUACACAAGGGAAUGGCUCCACCAUGCCUCAAGCUGGACUACCUUCCUCCUCAGCACAAGUCCUCUCAAUCAAUACAACAGUCCCAAACUCUUAUGAGACACAGCGCACAGUUCCUAAAAACACAUCUGGAGCACCAAAACCUUCCUCAGUUAAAAAACUACAAUCGUUCAAGUUUGUAAAGACGACAUGUAAUACUCCGACCAGCUUCAGUAUUCUUGGCAAGAGAACUAUAGAUGGUAGAGGUGUGGAUGAUAUUAAACCAUCUCCUCCACCGAAGAAGACUGCACCAUCUGACGAGGAAAUACUCGAUAGUUUUCUCCUUAGUGACUUUAUGGAAUUAGAUUUUCCCCCUCCUAAUAGUGGUAGCAACUCUAGUGCAAGGAAAGACGUACAUUUAAAUCAACCAGACAGUGAUGAACACCUUCCUAAUAUUGGACAGCAGCCAUCGAUUGCUAACCAUCCAACAACCUCAAGAAACCUAUCUCUAAUGAACCCGGCUAAUCCAAGACCUCCCACUAACGUACCAAACUCUACCAGUUCAUUAUUCAAAGCUCCUAUUAACAGAGUCAAAACUACUGCUACAAUUUGCAGCCCACGAUCGAAUUCAUUUACCUCAACUCCUAUAAAUACACUGAAUAUUUCGAGUAAUGCAAUAAUCAAUUCUCCAUCAUGCGCCUCUUCUAAUAAGCAGUUCUCAACUCCUAGAAACAGAGAAUUGCAUCCAUUGACAAGUGAUAAACACUUCAACACUCCGACCAACUCUGUUCCAUCAAGCCAACACAUUCCCACAAGUCAAGAACGGAUUUUGACUCUAUCAAAUGUGCGAGAUAUUUCAACCCCUCAACGGUCUCGCUCGUCCACUCCUAGUUGCUUCAGGACACCGCUGUCUAGACAGCCCACAGCAAUGGUGUGCACACCAGGGGGUGAUGCAUGCCCCCCUGCCGUGACUAGACAACCCCCCCACAGUGCCAGGAGGAGGUUCCCGGGACCUGCUGGACUGCUCCCAUCACUGGUUUCAGGACAGUGUAUGGACAACAUCUCAGUCCAGCCCCCCUCUACGCCCAGACCAGUCUCCACACCAAGACUACAGAGUUUGAGUGUAUCUAGAGAAGUGUCAGGUGAUGAGGAAUGCUUCUCCAGUGGUCCCUGGGCAGACAUGCUCAAUGAUCUGGACAUGAAUGAUUCACGUUCAGCUGCCCUUCUCCAGUACAACAUAGCCAAUGCUAUAGCAGAGACUGGAACUAAGAGACUUGCUCGUGGCAAGGUACCACAUCUGAGAGUCCUGCUCAAGAGCAUAGCCCCUGUUGGGAGGAAUGCCAGCGCUGUGUUGAAGGACCUUUCUGGUGAGAUACUGUGUACUAUACACUCUAGGGUAUUUGAAGAGCAUCAGAAGGAGCUACAGCCAGGAGCAGCCAUUAUACUAAGACAGGUGUCCUUGUUCAGCCCAGCCCCUCGGAAACACUACCUCAAUAUUACCCCUGACAACAUUAUCAGGAUCUACCCUCCAGAGCCCUCUUACUCAAUACCACAAGGACCACUAGAUCUGUCUGGAAUUGAGAGAUUGUAUAACAGUGAAAACCGCUCACCACCAAAUGAAGGGCGGCCCCUCCCCACCAGCGCAAAUACUCGGACAACACUCACAAGAAAAGUGGGAGAGCCAUCAAUGGUCAGACGAACUCCUCCCUCAAUACACGAUUCGCUCACAGUAAUCACUCGAGAUAAACCACCCACAGCAUCAAUUCAAGUAGACCUAGGAGGAGCACCUGAUUUCCAAACUGCUGCAAGAACUGCUAACACUGCAAAAACACUUCAACCUUCAGCUCAACCGAAAGGCUCUUCUGUCAAGGAAGGAUUUUUUGAUCAGUUUUGCGAUGAUGAUUUUGAUGCCAUCAUCGGUGACCUGGACGACGAAGAAUUUAACUUCUAAUAGCAUAUUUUGUGACACUAUUAAUCAAUUGUACUGAACAUGACUGUAUAUAAUUAUGCAUGACUGUACUUUUUUAUUUUAUCAUUAUUGUACAUAAAAUAAUGUCAUGUUGAUUAUUCAAAAAUUAA
Molecule: messenger RNA, 2384 nt
Organism: Halichondria panicea
Lineage: Eukaryota; Metazoa; Porifera; Demospongiae; Suberitida; Halichondriidae
Product: homologous recombination OB-fold protein-like
Exons: 11
Coding region: 127-2256 (709 amino acids)
Biological process (GO): recombinational repair
Source: RefSeq, a predicted model, not a curated record